AUGUCGUAUAUUUCAGACAUUCUUAAGCAUGGUGAGGCAGCUAACCUUUCUAGUGCGGAGAUUGGCCGUCUUGUUCAGCUAGCCACGGAGCGAGAAGACCGUGCAUUCGCGGAAAAAGAGAGGGCGGAUUGCGAGGAACGUGUUAAGGAGCGUGCUCAUGAAUUAGCUUUGGCUGAGGGGCAAAAACCAGCCCUUGUUUCGGGUACUUCUAGGCCCUUGGAAGAGGCGACUAGACCACGUGUUCCCCCAUUUACUGACGGUGAUUCUUACCUGACUAGAUUUGGGAAAGUGGCUCAGUUUCACCAUUGGAGAGACGAGGACUUGGCGCUACAUUUGUGCUCCUUGUUAAAAGGUAAGGCUCUAAAAGUUUAUGUUGGGUUGCCGCCGGAGAUUUCGGAGAGUUACCCAGACCUUAAGGUUGCCCUUUUAAAAGCCUUUCACGCAGAUGCGGAUUCUUAUCGCAGGCAGUUCAGGAAUUUAAAAGCUCAGUGUGAGGAGUCAUGCUUGCAAUUUUUGUCUAGGCUUGAACUGACCUUGAAGCGGUGGCUGGCUUUGUCAGAGGUUGCUGAGGAUUACAAAUCUUUAUUUGAUUUUGUAGUACGGGACCAGUUUCUGAAUAGUUGCACCCCUGAUGUACAAGUGUUUCCGAAGGAGAAGGGCAGUAUUUCCAAUGCUGACUUAGCAAAGGCUGCGGAUGUUUAUAGAGCUGCCCAUGGCACGAAGUACGUCAAACCACUUAAAUGGGAUGGUAAGAGUGACAUCACUAAAAGUACGGUGGGUAACAAUAAUGAUAGUUUUCCUAAGGGUCAGUAUACCCCUAAGUGUUAUCUAUGUGGUAAACUUGGGCACAAGAAACCAGAAUGCCCUGAACUAGCUACAAAAAGUGGGUCGAAGGUAAGUUUUGUGUUUGGUGCAGAAUGCAAACCUGACGGCGCUGUGGUAGACCCCAACGGCUCGGUUAAUGACCAACGAGCCGACACGGGCUGCUCAACAGUGAUGAUUCAUCCAAAGUUUCUUCAUGCAGGUGUAAGACAGGGACCCCACUGCACUGUGUACGACUAUUUAUUUGGGACGUCCUCAGUGAUUCCCUACGGUGGUAGUUCAACUGAGGUGCAAAUUCUUCUCUGGAUCGGUUCGUGCAGGUGA
Molecule: messenger RNA, 1146 nt
Organism: Portunus trituberculatus (swimming crab)
Lineage: Eukaryota; Metazoa; Arthropoda; Malacostraca; Decapoda; Portunidae
Exons: 1
Coding region: 1-1146 (381 amino acids)
Molecular function (GO): zinc ion binding; nucleic acid binding
Source: RefSeq, a predicted model, not a curated record